Messenger RNA from Brugia pahangi, 294 nucleotides. Lineage: Eukaryota; Metazoa; Nematoda; Chromadorea; Rhabditida; Onchocercidae. The record is from the annotation of a GenBank genome assembly.
AUGUCAAUUCCUAGACUUGAAUUAUUAUCUGUACUAAUUGGAAAUUAUACAAAGCUACUUCCCAGAUUUAUACAAAAUCGCAUCGAAGAAAUAAGGAAAUCUAACUUCGAAUUAAAAUACAUACCAAGUGAUCAAAAUCCAAUCGAUAUAGCCACCAAAGGACUAUCACAAAUUAAACUUCAAAAUUGCAAACAAUGGUGGAAAAGACUUCGAUGGUUGGAGCUCAAGAAAUCUGAAUGGCCAAAGUACUUCGUUAUUCAGGAAACGAUGAAUUUGCAGAAGAUAUUGCUUUGA